This is a messenger RNA of Drosophila virilis, 2029 nucleotides long. RefSeq names its product Sox box protein 14 (gene Sox14). NCBI's taxonomy places the organism in Eukaryota, Metazoa, Arthropoda, Insecta, Diptera, Drosophilidae. Gene Ontology annotation, biological process: positive regulation of transcription by RNA polymerase II; anatomical structure morphogenesis; cell differentiation. The record is from RefSeq and is a predicted model, not a curated record. Gene Ontology annotation, molecular function: DNA-binding transcription factor activity, RNA polymerase II-specific; RNA polymerase II cis-regulatory region sequence-specific DNA binding.
UGGCGCUUAGAUUGAAUUAAGCCAGAAUGCUCCGAGUUUGCCGCGGAGCAGUCGGUCGCAAUAUGUGUUCUGCUCCGUCGUAAUCUCGUCUACUCAGGGAUAAACCACUAUUAAUACUGCAAAGAUCUGGAUUACAGUAACAAGCCAACUCCACUCAAAUAAUCACUCAUGCACUAACUAACGUCGUUAUACAACACAUUUUAAACUUUUAAAAUAAAAAAGGCGUACAAGUUAAUUAUUAAAAAAAAAAAAAAAAAAAAAAAAAAAACAUUGGUGCCACCCUCUGCCUCCACCAGAACUAAAAUGGAGAAAUAUGCAAAUAGCAGCAAAAGCAAAAGAUCUCCAACAGAAAGUAUGCAAAGACUAGAAAGAGAAAAUGAUAAUUCGGAUUUGGUUUUUGGAUCUGCACUCGUUCCAGUUAACUCCAGUACUCCAUAUUCAGAUGCAACUCAAACAAAGAAACACUCUCCGGGCCAUAUAAAAAGACCCAUGAAUGCAUUCAUGGUGUGGAGUCAAAUGGAGCGACGAAAAAUCUGCGAAAAAACACCAGAUUUACAUAAUGCGGAAAUAUCAAAGGAAUUAGGAAGACGAUGGCAGCUUUUGGCCAAAGAUGAUAAGCAGCCUUACAUUAUUGAAGCCGAAAAGCUGAGAAAACUUCAUAUGAUAGAAUAUCCAAAUUAUAAAUAUAGGCCCCAAAAGAAACAAUCGAGACUGUCGGUUGUUUUAAAGCAAAAUCAGGAUGUAGAUAUCGAUAUUAAGCAAGAUUUCCACAAUAUAACAACACCUGUUGCAAUUAACGGAACAUACACUGCCGGUCGAAAAAAUAAAAGAUCUACCUCUACUUGUCAAUCUGGUACACUGUCGAAACGGCUGAAAAGCGAUUCAGGUGAUAAAAUAAAAAAUAAAUACGAUAAAAAUACCCCCUCCGAUUCAUUCGAUGUUGGAAUCCCACCAGAAGAGAAUUAUAUAAAUCUCCAGUCAUCCGAGUUUGUACAUACAAAAAAUAGAAUUGAUUGCGGUGCGAUGCAGCUGCAUAAUUCUGAAGACAGCACAGUUAAACUGGAAAAUAUAUCGGAUAUAAACCUCGUUAAUACACAAGAGAAUAUGUCAGAAGUUGUUCUUAAAUAUUUUCAAUUUUUCGACAAUUCACCGAAAACUGAAGACCAAUCGCUAGAAGUGAACUUACCGUCUAAUAGUCAAGGUGCUAGCCAACAGGUCUUAAAUAUAAUAAGAACUCAGUCAAAUUUUGAUGAUUGCCAAAACGUUGAUGAACCUGUAUUUGAUUCUGAGGAAAACAUUGUAAAUGAUGCAAAUUUGCAUUCAGCCAGCCAUCAUUUCCUUUCCAAUGUGCCAGAUACGCACGAGUGUUUCGCUGAAGACUGUGGUUUGGAAAGCAUAUCCCAACAGCCGUCCUUUUCAAUACAGCCCCAAACUGUUACAAUGAACAUUGAAAUACAUAAUAGUUCUCUAACUUAUGGAGGGCAAACAUUCCAAAAUGAAGAGUUCAACCCAAUUCCAUCGGCAACCGAAGACAGCGACUGUAGUAUUCUAACUUCUACACAUUCGCCACAUAUUGGAUUUUGUAGUAGCAGUAUAGACAACCGUUUGGUGGAAUCUGAAGGUAUUGCAAAUCCAUGUUCAUAUUCUACCCAGGACUACAGCGGUAAUUUAAUUGGAGCACAUAAUGAUCUCAACUACUCAGUACAUGAAAAUAACGGAGCUCUACUGGCAUAUACUUUUGAGGACGUGCCGCCUCAGCCAACUGGUAGUCAUCUAGAAUUUAAUACUAACAGAUAUGAGUUUUCAAGUUUAUACAAAAUGUGAGCUAUAGAAUGUGAGAAAUAUUUAAGAUUUGUGUAAUUUUAAAAAAUAUGUUUUUACGUUUAUAAUUAUACACCAAAAUAUAUACACAUAUAUAUAUAUAUAUUAUAUAUAGAUAUUAUAUACACAAAUAUAUAAGCAUAAGUAUAUAUAUACAUACAUGUAAACGAACAAUAAAAUGCUUUGCAUUAAACUAAAUAUUAGUCGA